This is a messenger RNA of Helicoverpa armigera (cotton bollworm), 3776 nucleotides long. RefSeq lists its product as uncharacterized. Gene Ontology annotation, molecular function: transmembrane transporter activity. The coding region runs from base 317 to 2347 and encodes 676 amino acids. Gene Ontology annotation, cellular component: membrane. The transcript is spliced from 14 exons. NCBI's taxonomy places the organism in Eukaryota, Metazoa, Arthropoda, Insecta, Lepidoptera, Noctuidae. The record is from RefSeq and is a predicted model, not a curated record.
UGGAGUCGUUCGUAGUUUAGUGUGCGUUUGACCCGCUGACUGGCCGCGCUUCUUUACUGUAUGAGACCGCACGGUAUGCGCGAACAUUACUUUAUUUAACGGAGUUACAUAUCAAAAAGUAUAAACUUUAUUAGGUAAAACUGGAUUCUCUUACACGUUGACCGCCAAAAAGUGUGCAGACAGUGGGAUUUGGAUGUUGCGAUUUAUAACAAAAGUGAAGUUCAGUGUGAAAACAUUUUAUUCGUUUUUCAGUGAGAUACCUAUACAAGAUGCUUGAAUAACUCCUCUGUCUCGAGUUACGACAAAAACAGCAACGAUGAAGCAACUCGUCAAUAAGAACCUUAUCACGCUAAAAUGCGUACUCUUCUGUUUUCUCUCGGGUAUUGGCUGCAUUUUCCCGUUUCUACCACUGCACAUUCUAGAAGUGGGUUUAGAUGAGGGAGAAGCUCGCCUUAUAUCAGCUGUCGCGCCAUGUAUUGCGUUGCUUGGCCCGGCCUUGUUGGGGCCUCUCAUUGAUAAGUUGUCAGUAGGGCGCGGGUCAACUGGCGGUGGGACUAACCCGAGCGGAUCUGGACGCCUGCUGCGAGUCAUCACAGCUGCCUGCCUUAUCCUCAGUGCAGUCUUCUAUACGCUUCUGCUGGCCGUGCCUUACACGCAGCGACAUGAGGCUCGAAGACCUCAAGUCCUGUUCAUGUGUGAUGAAGACAGCGCUUACGUUAUGCAAGAAGUCUGCAAAGAGGAUAUGCGCUGCAACCGAUGGUCUGGGGAAAAGACAGGAGUGUUGGCGGUGACUUCGUGUGAGUACGGAUGUGCGGACGAGAACAUGACAUGGGUGAAACAGCCCUUCACCACCACAUCCACUACGACUACUCUUAGCCCUAUGUACCUUAACGUCGCCAACGCCACGACUACGGAAGCACCAGUGACGGACAACGAGGAGCUGAUUCCGCAGGGACGGGCGAUGCCCUUCGAAGUGAAUCCCCCUCACUUCUGCUACAACGGUCAGUGCUUGGUGUACAUGAAGCACGAGGCCAGGCUUCGAGUGCCUCUGUCGUUGAUAGCGCCGGAGCUGCCCGAAGAUAAUAGCACUGCUGACUCCGAUUGGUGCACUUAUAGGACAGCUGGACCAUCCCAAUGCCUGGUGCCUCCAAACCGCCUGGCCGAAGUGACAGAAGACGAGGACUGUAGACCGGCCGUGCGGUGCCAAGUGCUCGACCCUUAUGACGAACCCGACGGUGUUCUAGCCGACGCCGAAUGUCGGCUGAUCAUCGGAGACCCGAGCUAUACCUUCUGGACUUAUCUAGUUGUACGAAUUCUAGCGGACAUCUGGCCUACUGCUGGAUUAGCUCUGCUCUGUGCCGCCUGCGUGAUUGCGACGAGAGAAACAUCCCUGGGCCGCGGUGAUGUCGGCAGGCAAUUGGCCUUCGGUACUCUCGGCCUGGCCAUCUUCCCACCCCUGGCUGGCUUGGCCGCAGAACAAAUGCCCGACACACCAUACGUCGUACCCUUCAUCAUGCACGCAGUCUUCAUGAUUAUUGGAGCGCUCAUUCUACUAUUCGAUAGCCACAUGCCCCUCUCAACCCCGGAGUGGUGGUGGCACACGGCGACGGGCGUGCUGACGAUGCCGAUGAACGUGGUGCGGCGCUACGGGGCCGAGACCGCCGCUGUGUUCGCUGUCGUCGUGCUGUUAGGCACGCUAUGGAGCGGCAUCGAUGCUUAUCUUCCGUGGACGGUACAAGAGCUGAACGGUACGGUGACAGAGAUGGGCCUGACGCUAACAGCAGGCGCCCUGCCGGCCGUGCCCGCGCUGUGGUGGGCUGAAGCACUCGUCGACUACAUCGGACAUUCCAACAUCUUCAUCAUGGCCUUCACGUUCUACGGAGUGCGAUAUACUGGUUUGGCAUACAGCACUGACUACACAUGGGUAGCAGUGUGCGAGAUAUUGGAAGUUUUCACGCUGAGCUUGGUGUGGGUGACAGCAGUCCUAUACUUCCGUCACUUGGUGCCGAGAAAGUAUACUGCCACAGGCCAAGCUCUGCCAGUCAUUGCGCACUUCUGUAUCGGUCGUUGCCUAGGCGCCAUAGUGGGCGGCAUGGUAUCGCUGCAGCAGCCGCUAGAAUCAGCGCGGACUGUGUACCGAGCUCUGGGCGUGGCAGCACUGCUGGUAGCCGCCGUGUACCUGGCGCUGUACCACCUGCUGCUGGCGCCGCGCUGCGGGGCCGCGCCCGUCGCGCCGCCGCACCACCUACUGCAAGGUCUAAAUGCAAAUGGAGCGUCGAACGGCACAUACUCACCGAUGCGAGUGUACCACGAGGAACGUUCCAGAAAAGGCCAUUUCCGUUACUGAAUAAAUGUAUUUACCUAAGUAGGUACCAUAUGUUGUACCUAGGCGGUACCUGUUUUCCAUGGAUGUAUUAUACACUUUAAAACUUCCAAGUCACAAGUUAAGCGAUGUGCCUUUAAUUGCAGAUAACACUUUCAAAGAAUUAAUGUAGGUACCAAUAUCUCUAUCAAUGCAAAUUGUUUUUGAAUAAGUGUUUUCUAAACAUUGUCUGUGUCUAGCAUAAUAUUUCAUAAAUAACGUAAAUGUGUCUUUCAUAAUAAUUAGCUAGGUGUUUAUAUGUGGUGUGUAUGGAUACUGUGAGUAAGCGAAAUUAACCGAGACGAAAGUUAAACUGAAACAAAACUUCAAAAAUUCUUAAACGCUUGUCAUAAUAAGCUUUGCUCCGACUUUGUCCCAUAGUGGAAUAGUCACUAGGUAUUCCAGGAUUAUACGAUAGCUGUUUCAUACGUGUUACUUAGUAACAUGAAUAAUAGUACCUAAACAGUGCCCUUUUUUCGAGAGAUCUACUUCCCAAGUGUAAUAUCCUAUAACCGUUUCCUGGAUACCUACCAUUUGUCAUCGUGCCAAAUUUCAUCAAAUAAGUUUCAGCAGUUUUAGAGUGAAAGCGUUUCAAAUUAACAACUGAUUUUUUGAAUCUCUUGCAACAAUGUCUCAAAUGCAAUUUUGUUUAUAUUUCAGUCUUUAUUCAUGUAACUUUAUUUAUGUUGUUACUAUUAUUAGCUCGAAUAGUUCCACAUGCUUUUAAAGCAUUUUUGGAAAGAAACAUUGUACGGUGCUUGACGAAUCGAAAGUUCCCAAUGCUCCAUGACAUGAAAAAGUUUUAUUGUAUGAAACCUACAUAUAAGUAUAAGAUAUAUGCUUAAAAAGCUGACGUGUAGAAUGAAUGGUAGUUUCGAAUAUUAGGAUUUUUUAUGUUAUUACUUAUAAUCUUACAAAUGCAUCAAAGAUUAUAUCUGACAUAAGCUUAUUUUACAAGUUUGCUUAUAUUGAAAGACUAUCGAAAUAGAGAGCGACACAUGGCUAGCUAUGCGUGUCUGUUAUAAAAGGGUUAAGCAGAAUUGAAGACCUUGCAACAAAAGAGAUGGAGAGCCAAGUUUCAAAACAUUAAUAGGUACUUAGCUGUUAAAAUUAUAUUUAAAAUCGGUCCAGUAGUUUAGGAAAAGUGAUAUUACAUUACAACAAAAAACAUUGUAUUUUCAAUGGGUUCCUGGAUGGUUUGAAAACACAAUUGGACCAGAUAGCAAUGUUGUCCAAGUUCUCCGGAAAUACUAGCGCUUUUGCUGCGAGGCCUUUAUAUACCAAUGCUUCCAUCGAAUUCCAUUUUUAAUAACCUAAUUUAUUUAUAUAAAAUUAUUACAACCAUUUGCAUUUGUAUUUUUGUGAAUAUGAAAAAUAAAUGUUUUUUUUAUUAAUAAAAUGAGUCACUGCCCAA